ACCUUGGAAUAAAACAUCCUCUAAUCGAACCAUGAAUCUACAAAUUUGAGAAUCAAUUGGAAAAAAAAAAAGAAUCAUCAAAACCUAAUUUUACAUCUUGUUCGGAGCAGAUUGUUAUCGUGUGUGGCAACUGGCAAAAGAGUGGGAGAGAGAUGGAUUGGGAUAGCGUAGCAGCGGGGGAUGUGAUAGAGGCGUUAAGAGAAGUUGAGUGGUCGACGAGUCCUCGUUCCUUGGCGGAGUUCUUCUCCAGAUUCGCCUUCCCUCGCUCUUUCUCUAAAUGGAUGAGCCGCCUCAAAUGCAAUCUCUACUACUACAGGACGAAUUACUUCAUCCUCUUGAUUUUCGUUCUCGGUCUUGCACUUAUCACCCGACCUAUUGCCAUCAUCGGUGCUGCUCUUACUGCCUUGAGCCUAGCUUUCCUUAACGACAGUUUUGCAGCUACUUUCAAUGAAAAGGCUAUCCGGACCAUUAGGCAAUUCUCGCCGCAUUUAGCUGCAAAGAUGAGGCCUCCCCACAUGCCCGUCAUUCGUGGGCGAUCUGCGUCUAGAAAGACGGUCUACGUUUGUGGCCAACCACGUUUGGUGUUCGUGUUGCUUGGAUUAACCGCCAGCUUUGUCUUGUGGUUUACUUCCUGCGGUUUGUUAUGGGUCCUCUACGCACUUGCCACUGCCCUUCUCAUGAUCAUGCUUCAUGCAAGCCUUAGAACUCCAAACCUCAAGGCACGCUUGAACACAUUCCGCGAAGAGUUCAGAGCUGUCUGGCGUAACUACAGUGAACUUUAAAGUCAAACAAGAAGCUUUCAAGCUUGAAGGCUAUAAACCAAAAGCGGGGAUAUUAAACGUUUCAAGUAAGGGCAUAAGUUGCAACUCACUCCAUCAUGUGCGUGAACAACAACAAUCGCAGUUCUUCUCGUCUUUUAGUUAGCUCAGUAAUUGUAAAGCCACUUUGGUUUAGUUGAGUUGAAUCACAGGGUUGGUUGAUAAAUCUAAGACAAGAGAAUAUAGUGUUGUGUGCCGUUAAGGUUCAUUGUAAUGCUGCUGCUCUCAACACCAAGUCUGUGUAUCUAAAGGUUCAUACUCUUUUACUCUUUUACAUUUGUGUUAGUGAUUCAGCUUUUCGAUACCUU
Molecule: messenger RNA, 1126 nt
Organism: Raphanus sativus (radish)
Lineage: Eukaryota; Viridiplantae; Streptophyta; Magnoliopsida; Brassicales; Brassicaceae
Product: PRA1 family protein A3
Exons: 7
Coding region: 153-782 (209 amino acids)
Cellular component (GO): membrane
Source: RefSeq, a predicted model, not a curated record